Molecule: messenger RNA, 674 nt
Organism: Impatiens glandulifera
Lineage: Eukaryota; Viridiplantae; Streptophyta; Magnoliopsida; Ericales; Balsaminaceae
Product: protein LTO1 homolog
Exons: 1
Coding region: 169-612 (147 amino acids)
Source: RefSeq, a predicted model, not a curated record
CGAUUCCAACCAACCUUGUCUCUUCUUGUAUACUUACUUACUUACUUAUCUUCCUUUCACAGCAAGCCAUUCCAUUGAAUUCCUAAUUAUCUGCUCUCUCACACUUUUGUUUCUCUCUCUUCUGAAUUGAGUGUUCAUUUUAGUAACAUCUUUGUUCUGGCCGGCGGCAUGGAAUCUCAUCCACGCAAUUCUGAAGACGACGACGUCUUUGACUUUUCUAACCUGGAAGUGACCCAUGUCAAUGAUGGCCACAAUGAAGGGUACAAAGAGGGAUUGACUCUGGGAAAAGAAGAGGGUCGACAAGUGGGUCUCAAGCACGGAUUCCAAAUCGGCGAAGAACUUGGUUUUUACAGAGGCUGUGUUGAUAUAUGGAAGUCCGCAUUCCAGCUUGAUCCGGCUUGCUUCUCCUCAAGCUCAAGGGUUCAGAAGAGUAUAUAUCAGAUGGACGAGUUAGUGAGAGAUUACCCACUAAUGGACCCAGAAGAGGAGACGGUCAACGAAAUUAUGGACUCUUUAAGGCUGAAGUUUAGGUCAAUUUGCGCGACAUUAAAUGUGAAGUUGCAGUAUAAUGGGUACCCCAAAGCUGUGGACGCCAAAAACGUUGAGUUUUGAAUAAAGGAUGCCAUCUACAAAUUCCUCACAAGGCUGUUUUGUUUUUGUUUUUUCUUUCUCUC